Nicotiana tabacum (common tobacco) is the source of this 840-nucleotide messenger RNA. The record is from RefSeq and is a predicted model, not a curated record. NCBI's taxonomy places the organism in Eukaryota, Viridiplantae, Streptophyta, Magnoliopsida, Solanales, Solanaceae.
AUGCAUCGCGUCGUUGCUGAGCUUACUUGGCUUGCCCAUUUACUUGACUAUCUCUCCAUUUCGCCCCAGUUGCCGGUUGCUCUCCACUCUGACAGUCAGGCAGCCAUACAUAUCGCCAAAAACCCUGUCUUUCACGAGCGCACCAAGCAUGUUGAGCUCGAUUACCAUUUCGUGAGGCAGCAAUUCCAGGCCGGCCUUAUCUCUUUUCUGGGCCUCUCAUUGGGAUUUACUGGGCAAGUUGGGCCUAUUCCUUUUCAUUCGCUUGCUUCAUCUGUUACUGUAUUCAACGGAUUGAACUUCUCUGAAUGGCGUGAACAAGUCCAGUUCCACUUAGGUGUGAUGGAUCUUGACUUGGCUCUGCUGGAUGAUAAUCCCGCUACCAUUACUGAUUCGAGCAGUGCGGAUGAGAAGUCUUUCCAUAAAGCAUGGGAAUGCUCUAACAGGAUAAGCCUUAUGUUUAUGCGAAUGAAUAUUGCUAACAACAUUAAGAGUACUAUUCUACAAACAGAAAGUGCCAGGGAAUACCUGAAGUUUGUGGAAGAAUGUUUUCGUUCUGCAGAUAAGUCUCUUGCUGGUACACUAAUAGCUGAACUUACGACCAUGAAGUUUGAUGGGUCGCGUAGUAUGCAAAACCAUAUCAUCGAGAUGACUAACAUUGCAGCAAGACUUCAGACCUUGGGGAUGAAAGUGGAUGAUUCCUUUUUGGUUCAGUUUAUUCUGUACUCAUUGCCUCCUGAGUAUGGACCUUUUGAAAUUAACUAUAACACUAUUAAGGAUAAGUGGAAUGUUAGUAAAUUGUCCGGUAUGCUUACUCAGGAGGAGUCAAGACUUAAGAAAUAA